CGCAAAUCGAAGAGAACAAGUUGAAACGCCAUCCAUACAUCUCGUAGCAUUUAUGGAGCCACAAUCUUGACUAUUUAAAGAUUGGGCGUUCACUUUCUUCACUGUGCGUGACGACGAACGUAAAAAAAAAAAAAAAAAAAAAAAGAUGACGAAAGGGGCGUGGAUCAAACGUGAAGACUGUUUCCUUGGGAGGAAUCUACAACAACAUAUACGAACCAAACGACGGGAUUGUGGACUUUUUCUACCUUGGAGGAGCUCAAACAGUUGCUCAUUCAACUGUUUCCCCAGAAGAAGUGACAGGAAGUUGAGAAAGAGGUAACCUGAAGUCACAACCACUCAUUAUGUCAGGUUACACCAACCAGGUGCCCUACCCAAUGACUCAUCAAGGGGGCCAAUCGGUGGCCCCCUAUCCUACAUUUCAGGGCGGGUAUGGGGCCCCCGCUCCAACCCCAGGUUUCAACAUUGACUACACCCAAGGUCCACCACCUGUUAUGUUUCAACCGGGACCAAUGGGCGGCUCCCCUGGGGCCAUCAGCCCUGCGCCAGCCCCAGUUCCCGUGGUACCUGUUGGGGUUCCUCCCGGACUCGAAUACCUCACUCAGAUUGACCAGAUUCUGAUCCACCAGAAAGUGGAACUUCUGGAAGCGUUCAUCGGCUUCGAGACCAACAACCAGUAUGAGAUCAAGAACAGCCUUGGUCAGAAGAUCUACAAAGCUAAGGAGAAGAACGAUUGCUGCACGCGCAACUGCUGCGGCUCGCUGCGCAGCUUUGACAUGAAGAUUAAGGACAACAGUGACCGCGAGGUCAUCCGCCUCAUCAGGCCCUUCCGCUGCGUUUCGUGCUGGUGUCCGUGCUGCCUGCAAGAGAUGGAGGUGCAGGCGCCGCCGGGUACCACCGUGGGCUUCGUCAAGCAGGACUGGCACCCGUUCAUUCCACGCUUCUCCAUCCAGGGGCCCAACAAGGAGACCCUGAUGAAGCUGGAGGGGCCCUGUUUCGCCUGCAACUGCUGCGGGGAUGUCAACUUUGAGCUGACGGGCAAAGAUAGCAGUCAGCCCAUCGGUCGCAUCAGCAAGCAGUGGAGCGGCCUCUUGAAGGAAGUCUUCACCGACACGGACAACUUUGGCAUCCAGUUCCCUUUGGAUCUGGACGUGAAAAUGAAAGCCGUCCUCCUGGGGACCUGCUUCCUCAUUGAUUUCAUGUUCUUUGAGAAAGUGGGCGAGGCCAACCAGCGCAGCACCGUCUUCUCUUAAAACAGCAAAUGAAUAGUUAAGAAUUUUGGGAAUUUCCGUCCGACCGUCACUUAUCACUCCAAUAGGAAGUUACACUUUGUGUAUCCUGGGUCGUAUAGUACUGCAUUGUUUAAACACAAUAUGCCACAUGGCAAAAAAAAAAACUUACGAGAGCAAAAAAAAAAAAAAAAAAAAAAAAAAAAAAGAAAAAAGUGAUUUGAACUGACUUUAUGUCAAGACGUCCAACAGCGGGCAUUGUAGUGGCGUGUCACGUCCAGGCUGUGUGAUGAGGCUCAGUCCGAAUAUGUGCAAAUUGUAAAUAAUGCGAUUUCCAUGCAAUUUUUCCCCCACUGAAGCCGUGCCAGUCAUCCCGCAAAAUUCAAUCAUUCUCCUUGGAUAAUGUGCCAGGCUCCUACUCACGUGCCUGAUUAUUUAAUCACUCCGAGAAUUGUCGGCAGAUAUUGACACUACCUCUCAUCCAAUAGUCACUUUUCUACUUAUCUGUUUGAAACAUUUCUGACAUUUUUUUAAUCAAUAUGAAUGUAAAAAUAGAAGCACUGUGUGUUAAUAUACCCAUGCCACUGCUA
Molecule: messenger RNA, 1816 nt
Organism: Syngnathus acus (greater pipefish)
Lineage: Eukaryota; Metazoa; Chordata; Actinopteri; Syngnathiformes; Syngnathidae
Product: phospholipid scramblase 2-like
Exons: 8
Coding region: 342-1250 (302 amino acids)
Biological process (GO): plasma membrane phospholipid scrambling
Cellular component (GO): plasma membrane
Molecular function (GO): phospholipid scramblase activity
Source: RefSeq, a predicted model, not a curated record